AUGGAGGUCAGGGUGUGGACCGUUUGCGCGAUUUUUGCCUCGGUGCUGGGAUGUACGGGGGCUCAGAGUCAGAGCAACUACACCAGGCCCGUCUUCAAAUGCGGGGGGCAUCUGGAUGUCGAUUCAGGUAUUGUGGCCAGCGAGGGCUUUCCAAGUCCUUACAAACCCAACAGUAAAUGUACCUGGUACAUCACUGUACCUGAAGGCCACGUAGUCAUGCUGUCCUUCCGCCUAUUCGACAUGGAGGCCGAGCCCACCUGUCGCUACGACUACUUGGACGUCUACAACGGCCACACGCGCUUGGUACAGAAGCUGGGCCGGUUCUGCGGGACCUUCCGGCCCGGAGCUCUCAUCUCCACCUCCAACACCAUGAUGCUGGAUAUGGUGUCGGACGACGCCACCGGAGGGAGAGGCUUUCUGGCCUACUUUCGGGCGGGGAAGCCACAUGUGGAAGAGAACCAAUUCUGUGGCGGGCGGUUAACCAAAUCCCAGGGUUCUGUUCAGACCCCCAACUGGCCCAACUCCAACUACCCAGCAGGCAUCAGCUGCUCCUGGUACAUCUCGGUCGAGCCGGGCAACGUGAUUGAGGUGAAGUUUGCGAAGCUGGACCUGGAACCAGACACUUACUGUCGGUAUGACUACGUGGCUCUCUUCAACGGAGGGGAGAGAGACGACUCCAGGAGAAUCGGGAAGUUCUGUGGUGAUAGGGUACCUGGGACAAUCGUGACCAAUGGUAAUCAGCUCCUUGUCCAGUUCGUCUCUGACCUCAGCGUGACCUCAGAUGGCUUUAUGGCCCACUACAACAGCAUAGCCCGCGGCUCCCGGACUCCCACCGCCGGGGGUGACUUCAUCCAUCGAUCGGAGACGCCAUCCACGACACGGAAACCGACCGUGAAGCCGAAUCCACCCAAAACGACUCCUAAAACUAUUAAGACGACCCCCAAACCCAAGCUGAGCGUCACGCCUAAAGCCACUCCGAAACCGGCCCGAAAACCAGUCGUGAAGAUCCCGAUGAAACCUCCGCCACGCAAACCGACAAGUAAGCCCAAAACGGCUAAACCCACUCGCAGAGCCCCAGUGAAGAAACCAACACCCAAACCCCGAACCAAACCUUCUUCCAAACCCAAAGUCAUCAAAGUCAUCAAACCGACACGCAAGCCCGUCCCUAAGCCCAAAUCUACUCCCAAACCUGCCAUCAAACCAGCGAAACCUACUCCUAAAACUACACCAAAAGUCAAACCUACACCCAAACCUAAAGUGAUGCCCAAACCUGGAGUGAGCAAGGUGGUCCCGAAAAAGCCGGCGGUGAACAAGAAACCUUUGCCUCUCAACCCAUUGUGCACUCAAGCCUGCAAGAGAACAGGAACUCUGCAGUCCAGUUUCUGCCCCAGUGACUUCGUGUUGACAGGGAAGGUCACAGAUGUCAUCCCAGGUCCGAGAGGUUCUGCCACCGUGGAAGUAUCCGUCAUUAAGGCUUACAAGGCAGGAAAACUCAACAUCACCAAAGCCGGACCGACCACGAUUGUCAAACUGAUCUCGACCUGCAAAAGAUGCCCAGGGUUGAUCAAAGGCCAGAACUAUGUGCUCAUGGGGAAAGUGGACCCACAGGGAAAAGGUCUUUUGAACCCAUCUAGUUUCACCCUCUCGUAUAAAUCAGUGCAUGCCAAAGCCCUUGCUGCACUGUCGGGUAAAGCAUGCUGAUGUUGUAGCUAACUUUUAAAAUCACAGGCAAGGGAACUGCACCACAAACAUGAAUAUAUUAUUAUAUCACCCAAGUUUUAUUGCUAUUAGCAUUGCACCGAUACCAGUACCGUUCUUCCUUUGGCCAAGAUAUACCCUCUCUCCAACUUUUUUCACCCACUGCCAACCCUUCCACUCCAAAUGGAUUGGAUGUCUAGCACCAUCAACUGCAGACAAAGAGCAAAAACACUGUCCAACCAAGUCGCAUUAGCAAUGACUUUAUCGUCAAGUGAGUAUGCAGUAUUAGAAAAACUUGUGGACGUUGCAUCCAUCCAUCCAUCCAUCCAUAUCUACCGCUUAAUCCGGGGUCAGGCCGUGGGGGGCAGCAGUUUUAGCAAGGAAGCCCAGACCUCCCUCUCCCCAGCCACUUCAACCAACUCCUUUAGCAGGAUCCCAAGGCGUUCUGAAGGAAUUGAUAUCUUUACCAUUUGUAUUACUGUAACAUACCCAAUAUAAAAUAAAUAGCAUUUAUAAAUCAGAGUUCAAGAAAACAUGUAGAAUAUAUUUGAAGUAUGAGUGGUUGGAGUUGGAGCGAUUGGAAUUUGCAGUGCCAAGACAACGGGCAGAUAAGGGCUAUAACAACUACCGGAUGCCUGCUGACUACGGAAGCCCAACGCGUGAUGGCCAAGACAUCUACAAGCCCACGUCUGAACCACCAAAUCCCACCAUCAACUCUUCUGGUAACCAAAAAUGGACAGUCCAGAACAAUGAAAGGAAAUCUUCUCCUCCCACAAGGAACUUCUGAUAACGGAGGAACCCGUUGGACACUGGUAAAAUCCUCAGCUCUCAUUGCCCUGACAACAGCAACGCCCAAACUCUCCAGCCCAAUCCACAACAGACAAUAACCCUAAACGACGCCCAAACACAUCCUUCUUCUGCACCACAGCCCGCCUC
Molecule: messenger RNA, 2634 nt
Organism: Corythoichthys intestinalis (scribbled pipefish)
Lineage: Eukaryota; Metazoa; Chordata; Actinopteri; Syngnathiformes; Syngnathidae
Gene: pcolceb
Product: procollagen C-endopeptidase enhancer b
Exons: 9
Coding region: 1-1701 (566 amino acids)
Biological process (GO): proteolysis
Molecular function (GO): collagen binding; peptidase activator activity; protein binding
Source: RefSeq, a predicted model, not a curated record